AUGAGUGCCACAAAGGCGCAGUCUCAAAAGAUCUUUGAGAAACUCAAGCUGAAGCCCGCAAACAAGAUCUGCUUUGAUUGCGGCUCUAAAAAUCCUACGUGGUCGUCUGUUCCCUUUGGUAUCUACCUUUGCCUGGACUGCUCUGCCAACCACCGUAACCUGGGUGUCCACAUCUCCUUCGUCCGCUCCACGAACCUUGACCAAUGGCAAUGGGAACAGCUCCGAAUUAUGAAAGUGGGUGGAAAUGAGUCCGCCACCAAAUACUUCCAAUCGCACGGAGGCUCCGCCGCACUGGCCAGCAAGGACGUCAAGGUCAAGUAUACGUCCAAUGCCGCAGUCAAAUACAAGGAGGAACUGAAGAGACGGGCCGCACUGGAUGCUCAGCAGUACCCCGACGAGGUCGAAAUCACCGAUAUCCCCACCGGUGCCUCCUCGAAUGGCUCCAGCACCCCUGCCGGUGAUGCCGACGAUGACUUCUUCUCCUCCUGGGAUAAACCAUCUAUCAAGCGCCCCAGCAACCCGCCGUCUCGCACCGGUACUCCCCCUGUCGUGAGUCGCACCGCGUCGCCUUUCUUGAACGCCGGGGCCAAUGGCAACGGUGCGCGUUCCAAGUCUCCCCUGUCCGCUUCCGACAAGGAAAGCUCCGCCUCCCCUGCGCCAACCGCUAUCCGUUCCAGCAACUCCGUACGUAAGACCGGCGCCGCUGCUGGCGCAAAGAAGGGAAGCGUCCUGGGAGCCAAGAAGGCGCCCAAACUGGGCGCGAAGAGGGUGGGUGCUGCAGAGACCAUCGAUUUUGAUGAGGCAGAGAGAAAGGCCAAGGAAGAAGCCGAGCGCAUAGAGAAGUUGGGGUAUGACCCUGAGGCGGAGCAGGCUGAGGCCGAUGCCAAGGCCAAGACUGCGACUACCGGUGCCGCGCCGAUUGCUUCGCCGUCGCCGAUCAGCCCCAGCAGAGGAAGCUUUGGUGCCACCCGGACCUCCCACGAGCGCAACUCCAGUGACGUGGAGCGUCUUGGAAUGGGAAUGGGUAGACUUGGAUUCGGUCAGACUGUUAGCUCGAAGCCUGCUGCUCCUAAGAAAUUAGGCUUUGGUUCUGUUGGCCCUACCCGGACUGCUGCUGAUGAGGAGGAACUCCAGCAAGCGAAGACGCGCUUCGGUAGUCAGAAGGGAAUCUCGUCCGACGAGUUCUUCGGACGUGACCGCUUCGACCCUGCCGCUCAGGCGGAGGCCAAGGAACGUCUGCGCCAGUUCGACGGUGCCACCUCGAUCUCCAGCAACUCUUACUUUGGCCGACCUGAAGACGAUUUCCCUGCUGGGGACGACACCUACGGUGACCUGGAAACUGCUGCUAAGGACUUUGUCCGACGCUUCGGCAUUACCGCUGGCGAUGAUCUUGAGAACCUCACGCAACUGGUCGGCGAGGGUGCCGUUAAAUUGCAAGGUGCUAUACGCAGUUAUCUGAACAGCUAA
Aspergillus terreus NIH2624 is the source of this 1467-nucleotide messenger RNA. Its product is annotated as ADP-ribosylation factor GTPase-activating protein. Bases 1 to 1467 code for a protein of 488 amino acids. The record is from RefSeq and is a predicted model, not a curated record. Gene Ontology annotation, biological process: COPI coating of Golgi vesicle. Gene Ontology annotation, molecular function: GTPase activator activity. Lineage: Eukaryota; Fungi; Ascomycota; Eurotiomycetes; Eurotiales; Aspergillaceae. The transcript has 6 exons.